AAUGGGUGACAGGGGUGGGGAGGCAGUGGUUGGCUGAGUGGUGGGAGAUUGGCUGGGAGGCGGGUUAUUCUACCAUCAGCCAAUCCGCUUCCUAGCCUCCCGAGCCCCGCCCACGCCGUCCCCAUAGCCAAUCGGGGCGGGGCGGGGCGGGGCCUGUGCGUGGCUGCUCUGCGCCCUGCUGGAAGACUUUGAAGUUGGGGCCCGAGGCGGGGCCGGGCUGCGGCGCUGCCCGCGGGCCAUGGAGCGGCGGCCGGCUGGGUCCCUGGGGCCGCUCUCUGAGGAAACCUUUCUCCGCCUGGCCGAGGCCGGGGUGCAGAGCCCCGAGUUCACCGCGCUCUGCGCCCAGCUGGUGGCGGAGCUCCGAGCCCUCUGCCCCCUGGAGGAGGACGUCAGUCCCACCAGCGGCCCUGAAGAUGCCGAGACCUUCCAGAUUGAGCUGAGCGGGCUGCUGCAAGAGCUGCACUGCCCCUAUGCCACGCUCGCUACGGGGGACGUGACUGCCCGGCUGGGCAGCGCCCAUAGCUGCCUCCAGCUGCUGUACUUCCUGAGCUCAGAGCUGCAGGCCGCCCGGCUCCUGAGCUGGAAACGCCCCCCUUCGCCCCGGCAGGGAGAGGGGGCCGACGCUGCCCGGCGGGAGCUGCGGCUCAUCAGCCAGGCACUGGGCAGGCCGGAGCCAGCCCCGACCUGCCCCGUUCCCCAGCUCCUGGAGGACAUAAAAUCCAAGGUAGCAGAGGCCCUGUCGGCGCUGCCCCCCGGCCACCAGGAGAUGGCGCCGCUGCUGAGGGUGCCGCUGACGGCUCAGCAGUGGGAGGUGCUGGAGGGGAUCCGGCGAGCCCUGUGCGCUGAGUACGAAUGCCGCAAGCGCAUGAUGAUCACACGCUUCAACGUCACCCUGCAGUCCUUCCACUGGUCCGAGAGGGCGAAGGCCCACGGCGCCGCCCUGCUGGCUGCCCUCUCCCCGCUGCGGCAGGCUGAGUCGGUCACCUCCGGCGUCACCCUGGCCCGGCUGCUGGCCACCCGCGAGGACGCCUCGCGCAUUGUCAGCGCCAGCAGCGGGCGCUGCCGCCACCGGACCAGCUGCGCCAUCAACAAGGUGCUGAUGGGCGGCGUCCCGGACCGAGGGGGCCGCCCCAAUGAGAUCGAGCCCCCCAUGCCCACCUGGGAGAAGAGGCGCGAAGGGGGGGGAGGCCAGCAGCGCUGGGGCCGACGGGGCAAGAAGAAGAAAUGAAGCCCGCUCCAUUUCUGCCGGGAGCUCCCUCCCACACACACACUGCAGGGGGGACGGGCAGAACAUCCGGAGGGGCAAAGACUCAAGGACUCUAGAGCCCCCCUAUGCAGAGUGGGCGGUGGAGGGGAGUUGGGGCUCAGAGGGGCUGCUGCCCCCUACAGCCAGGGGGUGAUAGAGCAGCUACUGAUCAGAGGUCAGGACGCCUGGGUUCUGAUCCCAGGUUUGGGAGGGGAGUAGGGUCUGGCGCUUAGAGCAGUGGGGGCUGGGAGCCAGGACUCCUGGGUUCUAUCCCCAGCUCUGGGAGGGGAGUGGGGUCUGGUGGCUAGAGCAGGGGGGCUGGGAGCAUAAUAAGUAAGGCUUGGAAACUCUUGGGAGUGUACCAUGUUGCCCUUAACACAUCGCCCAGCAGGGGGUGCUGCAUCUUUUGCCUUGGCAAGCGGAACUUGGAGCGGAUUGUUUUGGAAGAGGCUGCUGGGGGGGGAGGAUGAUUGUCGUUUGUAAACUGAGGCACGAGGAGGUUGCCUUGUUGGCAGGGAGGGGGAAGGUCCCACUCUGAGGACCCUGGCGGGCUGCGUUAGGGGGCUGGCAGGUUUAUCUAUGUUGUAAAUUUCAGGCUGUGGCCUCGGUCAAGGGGUCGGUUUGUGCUGUGAUCGUUCCCCACCCUCACAUUCUUAAAUGGAUCUGAAGGGACCUUCCGAGGGGAUUAAAGUGUCAAAGCAAAA
This is a messenger RNA of Dermochelys coriacea (leatherback sea turtle), 1950 nucleotides long. RefSeq names its product family with sequence similarity 98 member C (gene TSLIG3C). The record is from RefSeq and is a predicted model, not a curated record. NCBI's taxonomy places the organism in Eukaryota, Metazoa, Chordata, Testudines, Dermochelyidae. The transcript is spliced from 8 exons. The coding region runs from base 239 to 1228 and encodes 329 amino acids. Gene Ontology annotation, cellular component: tRNA-splicing ligase complex.